GCGGGACCACCAGCUGCUGCAAGAUCCUUGCAGCCAUUUUCACGAAAGUGUUGCGGCCGCCAUGACUGUGGAAGAUCCCGAAAAAACCUUCGAUUAUAAACACUAUAUUCUGCGUCUGCAGUCUCGCACCAGGUCAUCUGUGAAACCGCCGGGGACAUAAACAAAGCUGAGGGUAUCAAAGCUGUGUUGAGACAGCGUUAAACAUGAGACCGGAUAUAAUGUCUGUUAAGCGUCUCAUGUGUUGUUGAGACGUGUAAACCGUGAGUUUUUCUCCAGACUGUCAGUAUAUCAAAACCUUCAGCCAACGAGUGACUGAUGCUCCUAACUCUGGUUGCGGAGAAGGGCCAGUUGCGUUUCCAACCAUCAUGGCUUUUGUGAGCCUCUUCUCCAGUCCCCCAAGCCCCGUACUUGACAAAAACAUGACAGACUGUGAGCUGACAGGGGAAGAAAGGGAGGAUGGUGAAUUGGAGGAUGGAGAAAUAGAUGAUGAAGGCAUAAGCAUAGAAGAAGUAAAGGAAACUAAGGAAGAGUCUGAAGGGGCCGAGAAAGACAAAGAGAAGGUAAAAGACGAGAAGUCACACCGGCAUUCACGAAAGCGACACAGGAAAAUUAAAGAAAAGCGACGGUCGAAGAGGAGGAGACGAGACCGACAAAAGCAUCACUCUCCAUCCAGUGGCUCCAGCUCGGACAGCUAUGACUCUGAGCAUGAGCGUCAAGAAAGACCUAAGAGCAAGAAGAGCAAAGGGACAUAUCGUGACCAUGACUGCGAGUUGGCUCAGCGGGAAAAUGAACCUGUAAAACCACCGAGAUCAAUGCAGCACAAGAACAGCGAUCUGGACAAAUACAGUGACUACAGUGAAGAAAAGUAUGACUAUGAUGACGAGGAUGAUUUCUCUGAGGAGUUGUCUAAAUACAAACAUGCUAAGGAGUCAUCUGGUCGUGGCAGAGGAGGGCCACCUAGGGACCAGGCCAAGAGACCAAUUAUGAAGGGACAACAACAGCAGUUUGGUGGGCAACGUGGUAGAGGUCGUGGUGCCCUUGGCAGGGGGCGAGGAAUGCCCAACAAAAAUAAGAAACAAAAGGGCAAGAACUGGGGCCGAGGCCGUGGUCGAGGAGGAGAGCAGGGUGGAGGAGACAUGCAGGAAUCUAAAGGUCCGCCCAGUUUCCAGAAGAAGCGUCCAAUCAUGAGCCAGGAAUUCAUUAAUCAACAUACGGUUGAACACAAUGGGAGGCACAUUUGUAAAUAUUUUCUUGAGGGUCGAUGCAUCAAAGGGGACCAGUGCAAGUUUGAACAUGAUAAUGUUGUUCCAGAGAAGAAAAAGGAACUGUGCAAAUUUUAUGUCCAGGGAUACUGUACCAAAGGAGAUAUCUGUAUAUACAUGCACAGUGAGUAUCCUUGCAAGUUCUUUCACACCGGAGCAAAGUGUUAUCAAGGAGAUAACUGCAAGUUUUCCCAUGAGCCUUUAACCGAUGUUACCAAGGAACUUUUGGACAAGAUCCUAAAUACAGAUGAGGAAACUGUCAAUGAAGAUGAGAUGGAGUUAGCAGAUCUGAGAAAACAAGGAAUUGCCCCACUGCCUAAACCCCCUCCCGGAGUGGGAUUGUUACCCACCCCUGGGCCUGGAAGUCCCCCGGAUGGAGGAAAGAAGAUCCCCUCUCUGUUUGAGAUCAAAGUUCAGCCUACUGUGGACUUGGCACAGAAGAUUGCUCUAAGGCCUAAUUUCUACAACAGUGCAUCUCCCCCUGCUGGACAGUUUCAAGGUGGUCCACAGUUUGGAAGUAGCCCUGAGGAUAUGCAGGCUGGGAAUAUGAUGUCUUCUCCACCCAAUCCUUCCCAUCCCCCUCCUCCGGGCUCCAUAAGGAGCCCUCCCCUACCAUUCACAGGUCCAGGAAUGCCCCAAAGUCCUCCAGGCCAACCUCCACCCCAAGGCUUUGGUCAGUGCUCUCCAAUGCCACCUCCAGGCCCGCCUCCUCCUUUCCACGUCAACAUGCAGCACAUGAACCAUCCUCCAUUGAAUCACCAGGGGGCUCCAUUUCAACCUGUGCCUGACAUGCAAAUGAAAAUGCCUUUCCCAAACAUGGGCCAGAUGCCCUCCGAGUUCUUCAAGAAUUUGUUUAGCAGUCAGUCUCUGGCCCAAGGGGAUGAGGGACCCAUCCAGGACUCCCAGCCACAUGGGAACACUAAUUCCAGUGGGAUGCAGGACUUCCUGCCAGCUGUACAGAAGGUUUUGCUUUUACAUCUAAACCAGAACAAGCAAGACUCUGACUCUCAUAGGGACGAGGGAUGUGGACAAGGGUCUGCACCUCCCAACAGAGAGAAAGAUGAAACCCCUAAUUGGUACUCCAGUGACGAGGAAGAGGGCAGUAGCGUAACAGCCAUCCUUAAUUCUCUAAAGAAGCAGAAUGAUAUGCUGAAAAACCAGCCAAGCAUCCCACCAGCCGACCCGAGACUCCAAAAGGAGCGAUCAUUGCCCAGCGAUCCUCGAAUAAAAACUGACCCACGUCAGCGACCUCCAGACCCCAGGAAAGACGCUGGAGAUGGUGUCGGGGAUCCCAGGCUUGCCAGAGACCCACGCAAGAUGAAACCUAUGGAUGCCUCCAAACCUGAUGCUCAUCGCCACCCAAACCCCUCCAGGUCCCACAAACCGCCCACUGGAGAGGAUGAUGAGGAGUUUGAAAGAGAGCUAAGGGAAAGAGCAGCCUUGAUCCCAUUGGAUCCCAGUCCUGGAGCCACGCUGCGAGACCCGCGCUGUCAGAUUAAGCCGUUUAGUCACAUCCGGGUGGAUAUUCUCCUCCAGCGUCCGGCCUUUGCUCAAACCGUGGUUUGGGCUCCAGAAGACCUCAUUCCUUUGUUGAUUCCCAAACAGGAGCACUCCAUAAACCUGCCGCUCCCACCUUUAAUAGCAGAUGCUCAACUUAACCGCACCCUUUCCUCCCCUCCGGAUCACCCUCCAUCAGCGACUCCGUCUCCUCCUGAUCAACGUCUCGCAGCCGCCCGCUUUAAGGAGGGUGUUAGUCGACUCGGGAGCCCUCCCGGUAGAACGGUAGAUUCUCGCCACCAUCAUCCGGAUAAGCCCUUGGACCCACGUACUCACAAGACUCUUGAUCCCAGAAUCAGCCGAUCUGGCAGCCUGGACUCCAAGCCUCCAGGUGUGAGAGAGAGUCCAUCAGGAGGAGGAGAUCCACGGCUACAGCGUGGAUCCUCAAACCAACCUGUCGCCGCUUCUGUUAAGUCCGAUUCAGAGAAGUUGCCUCCAUAUGCUCCCCGUCUGGCAUCUUCCAUCGGUGCAGGUCUUGAUAGUCCAACCACGCUCUUAGGUGGGAUCAGUUUAUACGAUCCGCGCAAUCACAGCUUACUCUCGCCGAAACGUGAAAGCGAGGAGCACCCUAAAAAGCCGAGUAUCCUGAAGCCUUCUGCGAAGCUCCAAAGCUCUCCACCACAUGCCUCGCCGUCACAGGGAACAGGGAUGGAAAAGGAUGAGAAAAGUCCAGUUGAUGACUCUGAGAGCAACACAAGUGGCUGUACGUCAAAUCCUCCUCCUCCUCCUCCUGUGGCUACAGUAAUGCCAGCGUCUCCGUGUUCCCCAGUUCGAGCACCAGCUCCCGCUGUGCACAACUUGCCCAUCCAGGCACUAGCAGGACUGAUACGGCCUGCUUACACGGACCCACGCCAGAACAAACCUGUGGGAUCUGCCGGUGGGACUCCGCAAGAGGAUGAGGACGACAAAGACAGUAAGAAGAAAGACAGGCCCCUGAGGGAUGUCUUUAAAACCUUUGACCCGACAGCCUCACCAUUCUGUCAGUAAACACACUUAUACUGAAUAUAGCUCAUGCAUUUACUGUAUUCUGUUCUUUGUAUUCACCCUGCAUGUAUAUGAAGCUUUUCUAUUUAUUUAUAUUUGUUUGUACACAUAUUCUCCACUGCUGCAUCGUUGUCUAAGCAGAGAUAUUUUUCUUUUGGCUCUUGUGUGUUUAUAGAUUCUCAUUAGAUAGUCAAUUGUGUCACAGCAAAGGACUUUAUUUGCUCAAGAAGCAUUUUAAGUACAUUUGUAUCUGGUAAAUGGACACUUUGGAAAGCAGAGUCUGCUGAUCAGGUGCGUAUUUGUGAUAUCAGUGACACAUUGUUGCUUUAGAAGGUUAAAAGGGAUGUGUGGCUUCUAGUAUUCAUAUUUGUAGUAAUGUGUAAUACAUAAAUCUAUUAAAAAUAUACAUUUUUGCUAAAUUCCCACAGUAUUUAUCACAUAACUACAUACAAAGCAUAUAUAAACACUGUAAUAUAGCAGAACUUCUAUGUCUCGUUUAUCUAAAACGUGCAUUUUCAUCAAAGGUACAGUUGUGAUUUUGGUGAGGAAAAAGAUUAACAUAUGAGAUUCCUUUCAGAGUCUCUGUUGUAAAUGGUUUUCUUUUUAACACGAGGCAUUUUUCAUCUUUUUUAUUGUCAUUGUUUUUUUGUGUAGAUAUUUUUAUUGUAUUUGUUUGUAUAUUUUUCCACAGAAAAUGCUGAAUUACUUUUGUGUUCUUUUACCAUUGACUGCAAUGCUAGUAAGGGAAUUUAAAUACAGCAGUCACUUUCUUCCUUUUUUAAAUUCAUUGUCUAAAAUAAAUUAAAUGAAUUAUGUGAUUCUGAUGUUGACUUCAGUCAUUGUUGUA
Rhinichthys klamathensis goyatoka is the source of this 4650-nucleotide messenger RNA. Its product is annotated as zinc finger CCCH domain-containing protein 6. Lineage: Eukaryota; Metazoa; Chordata; Actinopteri; Cypriniformes; Leuciscidae. The record is from RefSeq and is a predicted model, not a curated record. The transcript is spliced from 12 exons. Gene Ontology annotation, biological process: negative regulation of DNA-templated transcription. Gene Ontology annotation, cellular component: nucleus. Bases 366 to 3806 code for a protein of 1146 amino acids. Gene Ontology annotation, molecular function: RNA binding; metal ion binding.